AAGAAAACAAAAAAAAAGAUAAUAGGAGUGGUAAGAUGAAGUAUUUCGUAGUGGAAGCUGGUUCAUUUCUGUUGUGGAAGGAUUGAUGUCAAAGCGUUCGUGGCAAAACGUUCGGGACGGUCGAAUAAGGUACAAGUGUAUGAGGAAACGGUAUCCCUUGUUAAUCUAAUUCUUCGAUAAAUAUAAAUAAAAAUAAUAAUAAUAACAAAAUUAGGAAGGAACGAAAACAUCUUGACAACUUUCUUGGUCAAUAAAUCAAAAUGAACGAUACCGUAGAAAUGAAUUUGAAAGGUAAACAUUUAAUGGAUACUCAUGUGGAUGACAAAAAGUAAAUUGUCGAAAGGAAUCGGAUAAUAAAACGUAUAUGUACAUCGCGUACCGCAGACGGUAGUUGUAUAUAUUUGAAGUUCUCUUUCAAAAGAUGGAUGCGACGAUCGAGAGAGAGUGCAGCGCAUUAGGCGGUCUCUUUCAGCAGAUAAUUACUGAUAUGAAGAAUGGAACCCCACUUUGGGAAGACUUGAUCUCAAAAGCUACAAAACUGCAUUCAUCCUUAAGAGCUGCCAUUUUGGCAUUAUCAACGUAUUUAGAAUCUUUUCAAAAAAUUGCAGAUGUAGCGACUAAUGCUAGAGGUGCAACGAAAGAGAUUGGAACUGCUUUGACAAGAAUAUGUUUAAGGCAUAAAGCAGUUGAAAAUCGUAUGAAAUCAUUUACAAGUGCUAUAAUGGAUAAUUUGGUGAUGCCACUUCAAGAAAAAAUAGAAGACUGGAAAAGAUCUUUGAUUAAUUUAGAUAAGGAACAUGCCAAAGAAUAUAAAAAAGCAAGAGCAGAAUUAAAGAAAAGAUCGACUGAUACAUUGCGAUUACAAAAGAAAAAGGGCAGAAAGGGUCAAACUUCUCAUUUGCAUACUCAGAUACAGGGACAAAUUCAUGGAGUUGUCCAGAGUGAUGCUGAGUUUAAUAAAAUGUUAGAAUCUUCUGUUGCAGUCAUUCAGGAAAAGCGUUUAAGUUUGGAAGAGACUGAAAGGAAAGCUGUGCGUGCAGCUUUGCUUGAAGAACGUGGUAGAUUCUGUCUACUAGCUAGAUUUUUAAAACCAGUACUUGAUGAAGAGAUAGCAAUGUUAAUGGAAUUGACACAUCUUCAAGAAGUUUCCGAUCAAUUGCAAAGACACGCAGCCUUGCCGCAUCAUCUACCACCUGCAUCUGAACAAGUGAUAACAGAUAUAAAAGGCUGCGAUGUUACACAAUGGUCAUUAGCUACUCCUCCUUCUAGCCCUUCUUUAUCUUUAGGAUCAAGAAAAAGCUCUAUGUGUUCAAUCAGUUCUUUAACAAGCAGUAGCAGUGGAUCUUGUAAGAGUCAUCCAAGUCCAUCUGGACAUCCAUGGCACAGAUCCCUUUCUCAGUCCGUUGGUGCCAGGCCUUCCAGCAUCAGCAGUAUGGCAAUGCUGCGUCAUUUAACUAAUGGCAGCUCCCGUGAUUCUGGAUUCACUUCUCAAGAUACGUUAUAUACACAACCUAUUUCUGAACAUCAGGUAUCAAAUGUCUCUUCUCAAUAUAAUCAAAGUACUGGAUGUACUGUUACAAGACCUGUAACUACUUCGACUUGGCCUGAUUUACAGGAAACUUCUACUACGUUUGAUAGACAAAGUCAAAACACUGUUAACGAAAGGCCUCAUACAAUCUCUUCUGCUUACGAAAAGGGACAUCAAAGACCAGCACUUAGUGUUUACACAUUCCAAGCACCCGAUCAAGAGGGAAAUAAUUGUUGUCACAGUCAGCCAGCUUCUCCAGUUUCUUCUUCCUCUUCAUGCUCUUCCUCAAACCAACAGUUAUCAAGAAUACAAUUGCGUCGAAAUAAUGGAAAUCGUCCACCAAUACCUAAUAGAUGUUCUAGCCUAGAACGGCCAUCAGCAACAGUCAAAACUGAACCACCCAGUAGUCCACGGGGGAAACCUAAAUUACCGCUUCCAGCUCACUUAGCAAAAGAAUUAGUCACACAUCAACUCCAACAACCAAUGUAUGUAAACAUGCAUGAAUUGGCAAACUUAGCUGCUAGUCGUGCACAAGAAAUGCAGUUCCCUUUACCGCCUCCCCCUUCUUCAAUGCCAGCAUCAGGAAAUGACAAGGUCGAAGGUACAGAAAAAGAUGGAGGAAGUCAAACAUCGGAAUCAAGCGUGGAGUCAAGUAGUGGAUAUGGAAGUCAGACUACUUUACCGCAUUCCCAUUCUAUUCAUAAUCAGACUGAAAAUACUUGGAAUGUACCUGGAGCUGCGUCGACUUUACUUUCGCGUAGAGGAUCAAUGCAGCAAGCUACUAGGCCACCCCCACCGGCUAGACGUACGUCUACUAUUAUUACAGCUACCUUUAGUAGUCUUGUAAUUAAUCCCAAUGAAGAGAGCAUAGAAAAUAUUUGUGACGAUACUGAAAAUCUUCCACCACCGCCAGCAUUCCUAUUAGAGGGUUCUUCGCCCGUAGCAAGUCCUACUCCUCAACGAUCUAUUUCCGUAUCAGAAACAGUACGAACUUUGACAGAACUGCGUCAUACACCAGCUAGUCCUUCACUCUUACGCAAGGCUGGUGCACAAGGACACACUAACACUUCUAACGUAAUGCAACAUAGUACAAUAUUACAGACAGCUUGUACGUCUGUUGAACGUUCAUCUACUACUGCCCGUUCCACUUCAAAGGAACGCGGAACGCAUUUUACUCAAACGCAAAUAUCUACUGCCACAGUAAGCAAUCAAGGGCAAGGCCCUGGAGGUGUAGGUCAGAGUUUUAUGGCUGCACUCAAUGCAAAACUUAUUAAUAGUACAAGUGGUAAUAGCACUACUAGCAGCAGUCCAAAACCGGCAAGGAAACAUUCCACAGAUCAACAAAUGACCAAGAAUUCUAAAACAUCAUCUGGUUUUCUUGAAACGUUAAAUGCUAAGUUAGCACAACAACAACAGAAUCUUCAAGGGAACAAUGUAACGAGUAGGUCCGCCAGUGUCAGACGUAUUAUGGGUAAUCGUGUACCCAUUAUGGAUCCAACUCAAGUAAGAGAUUCUCUUAUGGAUCAAAUUCGACGGGGUACUUCUUUACGAAAAACCAGCGGUCCGAUUAAUGAUCGAUCUGCUCCCAAGAUCUGUUGAACGCUGAGGAAUGCUGUUUCGCGUAAGUUCCUCCGCUGUUUUAUUACGUACAGUGUUUAUACAAGGCAAUAUAUAAAAACAUCAAAACAUCUUUAUAUUGUCGCAUAUACGUCAGACUAUGACAAUACCUUUAAAAGUAUAUUUGCGUUAUUUAUGUUAUGAAUACCAAAACUUUCAUUUAUUGCACGAGUUACAUAUUUGUAACGAUGGAGCAAAUUUUUGACAGAGUUUAUUGUAAGUUAAGAAGAAACAUUAUGUUGAAUCUGCCUUGAAAGUAUUUAUAUUUAGCGAUACGUAAUAAUAAUAAUUAUUAUUAUAUAUAUAUACAUACAUACAUAUAUAUAUAUAUACACUUUUAUUUAAUUUGAAAUAGUAAUUAAGAUAAAUCGCUUCUCUAAGAUAAUUGCAAUCUCUGUAACUCCUGCAAUAAUUGAAGUAUAAUGGAAUUGUAUAGAAACUUUUUAGUUCAUUAUUAUGAACUUUUUGAAGAUUUAUAUUACAUGCAUUUUUUAUGAAGCCGAAAUCUUGCCGUACUACAGUGGGAUCUCGAUUAUUCGUUGAUUAUAUAAAUUGAAUCCGAGAUCUCGAUAGAAACGUUUUGUCUAAAAAACUUUGUCUUCCUCGUUUGUUCGUUAUUCACUAUAAGAUUUAAUAUCUAAAUACAUAUCUCAUUUUUUUUGAUGAUAUUGAUAUAUGGGUAUAGACGUGAAUUUAUCUACAUUGUAAAACGGAUAAAUUACAAAAAUAAAUUUGUUAAAAGAUGAAUAUAAACACAAAUAAAAUACAGCUCUUUCUUCAAUAAAUCAAGGGGAUGGUUUAAUGACGGACAGAUAUGAGAUCUUUGAUAGGUCGGUUCAAAACAAAAAUUUGCUUUAUAAAUCGUUCCAUUUUGAGAAUCAUCGUACUGUUAUAUUAAUAAGAACGUUUCUUGAACUAUAUAUAAAUAAUAUAGUUAAUAGCUAUGAUAGGAUCGAUUUUUACAAUCGGUCAAGCUUCUUGCGCUUUUUUUUUUCUUUUUACCAUACUAGUUUAAUGAAUAAUGAUUUUUUACGUUCCCGCGUACAUUACACGUGCAUAUUUCAUCUAUCGUAAGUUCAUUCUUCACGUAUCAUAAAUUUUUAUAAUCGGGAUUCCACUUGGUUUCUCUCUCUUUGAUAUUAAGUAAAUCAUUUAUAAUUACUUAAUUUAAUAGAAUAUUUUAUUUUUCUAUAAAACGCACAGAGAAUAAGAAAGAUAGGUGUAUUUUUAAAUAAUUUCUUUUUGUUAUCUCUUUUAGAAUUUAUUUUUUUUGGAGGUAGAGUGAGUAUUCUAAAAAAAUGUAUUGUUCGCCGUGUUAAUACUGUCGUUUGUAACGUAAAAAAAGUAAAAGUGGUAUAAGUAUUAACUAUGCUUUUUUUUUUAUAUAAUGUUCAAAAGAAUGAAUAGUUAUAUCUGUGUAGAAUUUAUCAAUGAAUUGGAUAUAAGUCAUUAUAACUUUAAUAUGAAAACUAUAACGAUAUUUUUUAUUUUAAUUCGCGCGUUGCAAAAAGUAAUAUAAAAGAAAAAAAAAUGGAAAAUGUUUUCAAUAUUGCAAAUAAUGUCUGCAUAUUUAAAGAAAAAAAGAAAGAAA
Polistes canadensis is the source of this 4736-nucleotide messenger RNA. Its product is annotated as MTSS1-like protein. Gene Ontology annotation, biological process: plasma membrane organization; cell projection assembly. Gene Ontology annotation, cellular component: actin cytoskeleton; cytoplasmic side of plasma membrane. The transcript has 13 exons. Bases 422 to 3127 code for a protein of 901 amino acids. Lineage: Eukaryota; Metazoa; Arthropoda; Insecta; Hymenoptera; Vespidae. Gene Ontology annotation, molecular function: actin binding; phospholipid binding. The record is from RefSeq and is a predicted model, not a curated record.